Seriola dumerili (greater amberjack) is the source of this 2393-nucleotide messenger RNA. RefSeq names its product hydroxylysine kinase-like (gene hykk.2). The transcript has 5 exons. Gene Ontology annotation, molecular function: amino acid kinase activity. The record is from RefSeq and is a predicted model, not a curated record. Lineage: Eukaryota; Metazoa; Chordata; Actinopteri; Carangiformes; Carangidae. Bases 92 to 1162 code for a protein of 356 amino acids.
CUCUACUAGUGUCUCCGGUGGACACGCAGCGUAGCGUGUUACCUUCUUAUCAUUCCCCUGGUGCUUUCUCAAAGCCUGAGCCUGAGCACAGAUGGCAGCGAAGCAUGCCAAGCCCAACUUCAGUCAAUCUCAAGUGUCUGAGAUGGUGAAGAGGCUGUUCAAGCUGACGCCAUCAGAAAUUCGCUCUUUACCCAGCUACGAUGACCAGAACUUCUACAUGGCGCCUGUGGAGGGUGGCGAGUACGUCCUGAAGAUCAUGAACUCAGAAGACAGUAAGAACCCUAACCUGGUUGAGGUGCAGACGUAUGCCAUGUCUUUCCUGCACCAGAACGGUCUUCCUGCACAGACAGCCCUGCCCACCGCCUCAGGACAGCUCAUGAGUCUGGAAGAAAUAGAUUGUGGCUAUGGCUGUCAGAAGUACCUGGUGCGGCUGUUGACUUAUUUGCCUGGAACUACUAUUUCCAAGGUUCCUUUAACACCACAGUUACUGUAUGAAACUGGGAAGACAGCAGCCAGAAUGGACAAAAUCCUGCAAGAGAUGGAACACCCUCAUCUCAAUUUGCUGCAGAGGGAGAAGUUCAUAUGGAGUCUGUCAAAUCUCACCCUCCUGGAAGCAUACAUCUAUGUAUUAGAUGGAGAUCCUCUUCAGGAGAUUGUGAAGUCCGUCAUUCAUCAGUACAAGACCUCUGUGGUCCCGAAACGCCCCGAUUUCCGCAAGUGCAUUAACCAUGGCGACUUCAAUGACCUCAAUGUGCUUGUGCAGCCUGAUGAGAGUGACGGCUACAGGAUUUCCGGCAUCCUUGACUUUGGGGACAUGAACAGUGGCUACUACAUCCAUGAGCUAGCCAUCAAUAUCAUGUACAUGAUGACGGAGCAUCCUAACCCCAUUGAGGUGGGUGGACCGGUCCUCGCGGGCUGGGAGAGCAUACUUCCUCUCAAAGAGGCGGAGAAAGAAUGUCUCUAUGUGCUGGUGCUGUCCCGCUUCUGCCAGUCUUUGGUGUUAGCUCGUUACUCUGUGACCUUGCAUCCGGAAAAUGCAGAGUAUCUGAUGAUUUCAUCAAAGAGGGGAAUCUCCAUCUUCCAUCAACUCUUUGAGCUCGGAAGGGAGCAGGUGGAGAAGGUGUGGUUUCAGAGUGCUGCUCAGUUCAGUGACAGAAAGUGAGGAAUAUGUGAGGGAAGCCAUUCACAAGCCACACAAUAGGAAUAUUGCACUGUGGUUUUUGCCCAGAUGAAUAACAAUUUUUAGGAUCACCGGUUGAAAAUAGACAAUAGAUGAUGUUUCCAGUGAAAAUGAUAAUGCUGCAAUGUGUCUGGAUUAGAUAUACAAGAAAAAACAUCUCUACAAUUACCUAAUAACUCAUCAGGAAGGGUCAUUAUUUCUGGCAAUGAUAAUUGACCAGUCAGUACAUUUAAGUAACUGAAUCAUGUUUAAUAAGUGCCUAAAGUCGUUAGGGUUUUACACUUCACUGGGCUUGUGUACCAAGGUGCUACUCUAUGGUAACAAACCAGUGGGAUGGACAUCAACCUAAACGGUGCAAGCAAUGUCUGUGUCCUGAGUCACUCCUCGUCUACUGUAGAGGGCAGUAUUUUUACUGUCUGUCAUUUUUGCUUGGCAUUUUACAGAUACAAAAAUUAACAGUUGAAUGACACUACAGCUGCCAGCGAUGAAGCAAAAUGACAGUGAUUAAUAAGUGAAAAACACUAUAGAUUAAGCUAUUGUCUAUUAUAUAGGGAGUAAAUCAGUGAACAAGGGAGGGGUUUUUAAAUAAAUACUGCAUAGCUGUGACAGGUUUGACAGGUUUAUCAGUGUGUCCUUUUUAUAAUGGGGUGUACAGAUGAUGCAGUGGUUAAAGGUGCUGUCCACAAGGACAAAGAAACUGGGGUUGAUUCCCUGUAGCUGGAUGAAGUAACACAAUCUGAUGUGUGUUUGUGGAGGGGAAGGUUCACAUCACAUCUUGUGCCUUAAGUGAAAUCCUCAUGGGAUGUAUGCACACCAUGUAUCUAUAGGUCCCUAUAGUUGACACUAUUUGUGUGCCACUAAAAUCCAUCAGUUCAUGGUGCAUCCUGACUGUAAGUACUUCCCUUUUUACUGUAAGUUUGUAAUGGUAAUGAAGCAUGAAUGACAAGGAGAGCUGAGAUACAAUGUCAUAGGACAGACAACAGAUCUUGCGCCUUGACAACUAAGUUUCAUCUGGUUUGCCAAACAAGAGGAUAAAUUUAACACUCAGGUUACAUCUCAAUAAAGUGCAAUAAGUCAUAGGUUCAGAUUAGCAGUCCUACAAUAUGGAUUGUUGUCAAAUCCUUUUUUAGUAGGAAAUUUAGUGUACCUGAACUUUUUAAAAUGUGUGUUUGAUGCUUUAACUCAGUCCAAAUGUUAAUGGUAAUACUUUUAU